Messenger RNA from Dipodomys ordii (Ord's kangaroo rat), 1044 nucleotides. Its product is annotated as dual specificity protein phosphatase 8-like. The annotation marks the transcript as partial. Lineage: Eukaryota; Metazoa; Chordata; Mammalia; Rodentia; Heteromyidae. The transcript is spliced from 3 exons. Gene Ontology annotation, cellular component: cytoplasm. The record is from RefSeq and is a predicted model, not a curated record. Gene Ontology annotation, molecular function: protein tyrosine/threonine phosphatase activity; MAP kinase tyrosine/serine/threonine phosphatase activity. Gene Ontology annotation, biological process: negative regulation of MAPK cascade; protein dephosphorylation.
GAUCUGAUGACCCAGAACGGAAUCAGCUAUGUUCUCAAUGCCAGCAACUCCUGCCCCAAGCCGGACUUCAUCUGCGAGAGCCGCUUCAUGCGCAUUCCCAUCAACGACAACUACUGUGAAAAGCUGCUGCCCUGGCUGGACAAGUCCAUCGAGUUCAUCGAUAAAGCCAAGCUGUCCAGCUGCCAAGUCAUCGUCCACUGUCUGGCCGGCAUCUCCCGCUCUGCUACCAUUGCCAUCGCGUACAUCAUGAAGACCAUGGGCAUGUCGUCGGAUGACGCCUACAGGUUCGUGAAGGACCGGCGCCCCUCCAUCUCCCCCAACUUCAACUUCCUGGGUCAGCUGCUAGAGUAUGAGCGGAGCCUGAAGCUGCUGGCCGUCCUGCAGGGAGACCCAGAGCCCCUCCCGGGCCCGGCUGCGGGUGUCCCGCUGCCCCGGCUGCCCCCAUCUACCUCAGAGAGAGCCGCCACGGGGGGCACCGCCGCUGGGGCAGCCGUGGAGGGCGGCGGGGAGGCCGUGGCCGGCCCCCCGGCCACCAGCGUGCUGCAGCAGGGCCUGCGUGGCCUGCACCUCUCGGCCGACCGGCUGCAGGACACCAACCGCCUCAAGCGCUCCUUCUCCCUGGACAUCAAGUCGGCCUACGCCCCGAGUGGGCAGCCCGACUGCCCCGGGCCCCCGGACCCCGGUGAGGCCCCGAAGCUCUGCAAGUUGGACAGCCCGUCGGGGGGCGCGGCCGGCCUGCCCUCCCCGAGCCCGGCCGACAGCCCCAGCCCUGGCCCGGAGGGCUGCGCUCCGGAGGCCCGGCCCCGGCCCCGCCGGCGCCCGCGGCCCCCUGCCGGCUCCCCGGCGCGCUCCCCAGCUCACGGCCUGAACUUCGGGGACACGGCCCGUCAGACUCCGCGCCACGGCCUCUCCGCCCUGUCGGUGCCCGGGCUGCCUGGCCCCAGCCAGCCAUCCGGCCCCGGGGCCUGGGCACCGCCCCUGGACUCCCCGGGCACGCCGUCCCCCGACGGGCCCUGGUGCUGCAGCACAGAGGGCGAAAAGAGA